GCGCAGGCCUGGCUUCCGAGCAGCUGAAGCCCUCAGAUGCCAGAAGCUGGGCAGCAGAGCAGCAGCGUGCAGUCAGCAAGCAUCUCCACACAGCUGUGCUAGCGGCGAAUACACACAUACACACGCGCACACACACAGAGACAUACACACACCACACACACACACACACAGACAUACACGCACAGAGAUAUGUCGAUGGCACCGUGGGAAGAUCCUGCAUCGCGCAGUAGACUCGCACCGUGGCGCGGGUGGUCGUCGUCGUCGCCGUCGCCGUCGCCCUUCAUGGAAGACUUCGACCGAGAGGUAGAACGCUUCCGUCGCGAGAUGCGAGAGCGCUGGGAGAGAGAGGAAGAAACCCGCCGCCGCUGGUGGAGCGAGAAAGCCGUCGAGCCGUGGCGAGGCGGAGAACCUCUGCGCGCGAUCGAGCCGUGGAGGAGAGGAGAACCCACCGACUUCCUUCCUCUGGCGGCGUUCAGUCACCCUGGUCCGCGCGACGGCAUGAUGACACAGGACGUCGUCGAGAAGAACGGGAAAAAGAAGCUUCAGAUUCACUUCGACGUGCGAAACUACCGACCGGACGAGAUCAAGGUUACCCUGGAUGCCGAUACCCUGAAAGUCGACGCCAAGCACGAGGAGACCGGAGACCAGGGGCACGUCUACCGCGAGUUCCAUCGUCAGUUCACGCUGCCACCACACCUGAAGCUGGACGAGAUGAGCUCUCAGCUUGGACAGGACGGAAGCCUGGCAGUGGAGGUGCCCUACACACGACAGGACCGCGCCCAACCGCAGGCGAUACCGAUCGAAUUCGUCGGUCAACCUCGCAUCACCAACAAGUAGAUCGAUCUCGUCGUCGGUUAUCGAUAUAGUUACGAUUGAUUGAUUUUUUCCAGUUUCGUGAUGCGCGCGCGUGGCGGAUAUCUCACCUAUAUAUCUGUCACCUUCAUUGCAACGUGUAGUGUAACUGUGUAGUUACGUGAAUUCGUAGUGGCCGCGUGUCAAAUUACAGUGACAGUGAAUCAGGAAUCGCGUCAUCACGUGUACGAAAUCUGUCAUUACGCAUAUCGGCCGUCCACAUGCGCUUGGUUAUAUAUGCGCGCUACUGCAGAGGCAAACCGAACGACUUCAUACUGAUUAAAAUUUCACGAUGAAAACAGUAGAACUGUUGUUGGAUUGCUCGCAUUUGCCUGCGUUGCUCUUACCUUCAUCAGGUAACAUUCAGACGCACUAGACAACUAGAACGUAUAGCGCGUAGCUUACGUGUAGUGAUAUUGACAUGCUUGGACAUCUAGAGACAGUAAUAUCAUGACCGUCCUCAUUGCAGCUUUUAUUUCAAGGAUCUCGAUAACAAACGUUUGCAAGGCUUGACAGCAACCGUAAUUAUUUCGCGCGUGAAUGAAAAUGAUAAUGAUAAAUAUAAAUAUAAUAUUGAACAGAUAUGAAAUGAUAAAGAUCGACUAUACUCUCUAAUUUGCAAACACGGCCGUCAUAUUCUGUUAUUAAUAUUAAUUAUGUUACUGUAACUAAUGAGGUGAAAUCGAGAUAAAAAGUAUUUCGACAAUCAAAAAAUCGCGAUCUUCGGUAAUUAUAUUUUUGUUGCGUUGUUGGCGGUUAGCGUUCCGAUAUGAAAUGCUGUACUCUCUCGGCUCUAGCGGGCUCUCUGCGAUGCGGUAUUAAUAGCCCCGUGUUUACAUACAGUAAGUGCGCCAGCUUCAUUCCUCGAUGUUUGCAUUUACUUUUCACAAGAGUCUGCAAUACAGCGCGUGUUAAUAUCGCAGAUAUAUUAUAUAUUAUUAUGGUAAAUACAGUAGGUUUGUGCCCAGCGAAGUAUUGAAAUGGUGUUUAUCUUGUGCGAGAGGCGCGGACUUUCGUGUUUGACGCGAUGAUAACGGUAACACCUAUGCGUGCUUUGGAGGCUAUAUCUAUGUACGUAUAUCGGUAUGUGGCUAUAUCGUACAUCACUGAUAUCUCAUCAUAGCAUAUAUCAUAGCAUAUCUUAUACUCACAAAAUUAAUGUUACUCAAAGUGUACACAGUAAUUGGAUGAUAUCGUAGACGUUUAUUAACGACCGAAAGAUGCAUGUCGGCUGUGAGUAUAAGCAGACCUGGGUUUAUGGUGGAGAGCUAAUGUAGAACGCCACAUGUUGACGACUGAAGCCUGGCUGAAGACAUAAGCAGCAUGUAGCCGAGCAUGCCUUCGUGGGUAAAAAUGUUCACCAGACGCGCGCUCAACUAAUACAUGUACACGCCAUGUCCGCGGAAGCAAUAAACAUAAUAAUCAUAACAUUAAAUUUA
Priapulus caudatus is the source of this 2291-nucleotide messenger RNA. Its product is annotated as alpha-crystallin B chain-like. NCBI's taxonomy places the organism in Eukaryota, Metazoa, Priapulida, Priapulimorpha, Priapulimorphida, Priapulidae. Gene Ontology annotation, biological process: protein refolding; response to heat. Gene Ontology annotation, molecular function: protein folding chaperone. The record is from RefSeq and is a predicted model, not a curated record. The coding region runs from base 190 to 837 and encodes 215 amino acids. The transcript has a single exon.